AUGGCGGAAGCGGAAGGGAGUUCUCCGCUCCUGUUGCCACCGCCGACGCCCCCUCCCGGGAUGGCGGAAGUGGAGGUGCCGACGGCGGCCGAGACGGACAUGAAGCCGUACCACGGCUCUUGCGGCGUCACCAUGGACGUGGAACGGAGCCGCUUCCCCUACUGCGUGGUGUGGACGCCUAUCCCGGUGCUCACGUGGUUUUUCCCCAUCAUUGGUCACAUGGGCAUCUGCACAUCCACAGGAGUCAUCCGGGACUUUGCUGGCCCCUAUUUUGUCUCGGAAGACAACAUGGCCUUUGGAAAGCCUGCCAAGUACUGGAAACUGGACCCUGCACAAGUAUACGCCAGUGGGCCCAAUGCAUGGGACACAGCUGUGCAUGAUGCCUCUGAGGAAUACAAGCAUCGCAUGCACAAUCUCUGCUGUGACAAUUGCCACUCACAUGUGGCUUUGGCCCUGAACCUGAUGCGUUAUAACAACAGCACCAACUGGAACAUGGUGACUCUCUGCUUCUUCUGUCUGCUCUAUGGGAAGUAUGUCAGUGUCGGGGCCUUCGUGAAGACCUGGCUGCCCUUUGUCCUCCUCCUGGGCAUCAUCCUGACCGUCAGCCUAGUCUUCAACCUGCGGUGAUGCCUCCAGAUGGCUCAAACCUACCAGGCUCCCAAGGAGGCCUCUGUUGCACCUUUUGGUCCCAGAUUCUUCCCCUACCUCCAAAGGCAGGACUGGCCUGCUGGGUUGGAAUAGGUCUGGGCUUGGGAUGGAAAGACUGAGGAUGGGAGGGCAGGACUAUCCGCUUGUCAUGUCUCACUAGCCACUCAGAAGCUCCCUGAUCUUGUGACCCUGCCCUCUUGGUACCAUCCUUAACCCUCCUCCUGGGAAGGUCUUAACCUCCUUAGAGCCCCUCCUGCCAUUGCCAGUGGGUUUCUUCUUCUGCCAUGGUGCAGGGCCCAUUGAGGACACAGGCCCACCUGUGGAAGCAGCGCCGUGCUCAGAGCUGGAUUUGAAGCUGCCUCUGGCUGGUAGCUCUGUCCUGAGGUCGGAUGGAGUUUGCUGAAACAUCUCUGAGCUUAGACAACUUGGAACUGUGCUGGCCUAGAAUGGUCCAGAAGAGCUGGCUGGGCUCCUGCUUCCUGUUUUUGCAGAGCUGCACUAGGGCACUGUGUGCCUGUCUGUCAGGCGUCCUCCAGCCCAUGCAGCCUCCUCCCUACCCCAGAGCCUCCCAACACCUGAGCCAAUCUCCCCUCCCCCAGUAGUCUGGGGCCUGGCUGGCAAAUUGAGUGGAGCCAACAGGUACAGAGUAGCCUCCUAUAGAUGAGGCAAAGUGAAUCCCACUUGGUGCCAGCCCAGGUAGUCCCUGCUACUGGUGAUGAGACCCCUUGGAUCCAGCGUGGGUGGUAGUCCAUCCAAGCAGCCAGUGCCAUCCUGGAGCAGAGGGCUCUGUUCACGUUGCCAGAACGGGCCCUGUGCUGCUCACCUACCCCUGCCCCAUAGGUUCCUUUGUGAAGGGCUCCCUGGCAGAAAAUAAAGUUUUGAGUCAG
This is a messenger RNA of Jaculus jaculus (lesser Egyptian jerboa), 1535 nucleotides long. It is a transcript of the gene Tmem222, whose product is annotated as transmembrane protein 222. Bases 1 to 627 code for a protein of 208 amino acids. Lineage: Eukaryota; Metazoa; Chordata; Mammalia; Rodentia; Dipodidae. The record is from RefSeq and is a predicted model, not a curated record. The transcript has 6 exons.